Molecule: messenger RNA, 1862 nt
Organism: Phalaenopsis equestris
Lineage: Eukaryota; Viridiplantae; Streptophyta; Magnoliopsida; Asparagales; Orchidaceae
Product: E3 ubiquitin-protein ligase Hakai
Biological process (GO): regulation of cell adhesion; protein ubiquitination
Molecular function (GO): ubiquitin protein ligase activity
Source: RefSeq, a predicted model, not a curated record
AUAUGUAAGCAAAUCUUCCAAUGCAAAAUUGGGAUGGUUAGCAGCCACAGCCAGGAAUCGAGCCAUAGCCAUCGACAAUAGCUGCGCACAGGAACAAGAAAUUGCAGAGAAAAACAUGCUUCAGAUCCGGCUGAGCAAAGGUCCUACGUCGGACGGUGGUGGAGGUCCGGCGAGACCCGCACCGCUACUGGAGACGGUGACGGUGGCGUGUCCGGAGCACCUUGUGAUCGCCGAUCUUCCGAGCGUCGGUGUAUUUACCGUCGCUUUUGCUUCCUCUGGCCGCAACAUGGGCCGCCGAUCGCGCCGUCAACUUGGAGACAGGAUUCACUUCUGCGUCCGCUGCGAUUUCCCAAUUGCCAUAUAUGGCCGCCUUAUCCCUUGUGAGCAUGCUUUUUGUUUGGCUUGUGCAAGGAGUGAUCCUAGCUGUUAUCUUUGUGAUGAACGAGUUCAGAAGAUCCAAACUAUUAAAAUGUUGGAAGGCAUCUUCAUCUGUGCUGCUCCUCACUGCCUGAAAUCAUUCCUCAAGAAAGCUGAAUUUGAAUCUCAUGUCCAUGAUGCCCAUGUUGAUCUUCUUCAACCGAAUGUGGAGAAGGAAGGAGGCAGCGAAACUAAUAAUUUGAAUGUAAUGAGGCCUACUUCGGCAGAUUUACAGAAACAGUCAUCGUUGCCGGAAGCCUCUACUGCUCGAGCUCCACCUAGGUCCACUUUUUCCCCCAGUUCGAAUUCUCAACCUCCGGAUCGCGAAGAUAGAGUCCACCACCUUCCAUCCAGAGAUCAGUCAUACCCUAGACCUCCACAACUACGACCACUGCCUUUUCCUUCUCAGUCGAAUCAGCCAGGUGAGGUUCAGUCAGAAAGCAAUGUACCUCAAGUCUCUGAUCGGCCGUACAGCUGGUUCCCUUCGCUACAGCGCUUCGACGGCAACCAAGGAAGCACGCCGUGCCCACAAGAUACCGACCAGUUUCCUUUAGGAAGGAGUGCCCCGACUCCCAUGGAGUCCAUGUUACCCAACCUCACAGCUCAGCUUCCUCACCAUUCGGGCUUCCCAAUGCCUGGCAACCCUAAUCAACCUCUAAUCUCAGCUGCGUUUAACUUCCCCUCAUUCCCGGCGGAUGGAUCUCAGCCAUUCUUUGGUGCUCCAUUUGACAUGCCGUGCCCUGAAUCUGCUCCACCAGAUGGAGGAUCAGAGCAAGGAUCGGUGUUAGGGAUUCCACCAACUCCUGCAAGAGUAACAGGCUUUCGAGAGAAUUAUCCUCGACCAUGGGGCACGGAUCUUAUGAGCAUGCCUUUACAACCCAUUCCUAUAGUUCAAGCGAUUCCCGAGGGCUUCGUGAACCCCUCAGAUGCUCAGGGAGGAUUGGCAUUCUUCCAAGGCGAUUUUGGUCAGGGCGUCCUGCCGAACUCUGUUUCAGGUAAGGAAUCAGGGCAGCAAAGUGUUUCUGGUAAUCAGAUUGAUGGGAAGAGUCUGCCGCCUUCUUUACCAGGGCAAAUCCAGAGCUCUCGUCCUCUUCCACCUCCACCUCCUCUACCUCCACCAUUAUCACUGCAGCUUAAUAGAGCAAGAUUCUCAAGCUCCGGUGAUGCGAACAGGGAGGGCCAAAGUAUUGGUUUGCAGAAUGAGAAAGUGAGGUUUGGGAAUUGGCCAGAUUAGUCUUUGUUGCUAUUCUAUAAAACUGAUACUUUAUUUAAAAUUUUUCAUGUAAACUAAUCUUUAAAUUUUGCCUGCAUUCUGAUUAAUAUCUUUUGCUUUCAAUGCGGCAGCCAUUAUUUUUGUGUUGGUUUAGCCAAGUAGGGGGCCCUUUUAUAUUUAGCCAUGCUUCAUGGUUGCCCACAUAUAAGCUGAGCUUUAAGAAUAUUAUUGC